AAAAAACAACAACAACCCUUUCAUAAAAUUGUAGAGUUAUUCUAACCCCCCGCAAUGCAGGAAUCGCAGAUAAAUAAUCCCUGACUGAUGGCCAUCCAACCUCUGUUUAAAAAUCUCCAAGGAAGGAGAGCACACCACCUUUUAAGCCCUAGUUUCUACGCUUCCUGAGGUGAACUAUUUCCCAAUUCAUCAGACAAAAUGUCGUGGGAAACAGGAUCUCAGCAAUGUAAAUCCGACAAAUCUGAAGAAGAAGAAGAAGAUUCCACAAAGGUAGUUAAGAUUAACUUCAAGAAAGUUGACAAACUCGAUAUUACAGUACUUUGCUCCAUAUGUCAACAAACGGUACACAUUAGCGAAAUUCUUUUCCAUAAAAAAGUCCACCAGGCUCUGGCAGUAAUGGAUUAUCACCGGCCAUGGGUGGAAUCAAUAGAUGUCAAUAAAAUAGUUCUUCAGAGAAAACGUCUGCUUUUAAAAAUGAAAAAAUAUAAGACUCCUAAGUUUGUUGAACGAAAGAAGGAGAAGAUUGGCCAUUCAUUUGAUCUCCUUAAAGAAAGCAUGAAGCCUAUUCCAUAUUUUUGCAUUGAAAGUACUGCUCAAAGUUCCGUGCAUGUUGAAGAAGUUACCAAUCCGCUGAUAAAAGCCAUCGCAAUAUGUCAAGACAAAAACGCUCGUUGGCACGAAAACUUGGAAGACGUAUUUGUCGUAUUAGACAAUUAUGGAAACAGGGCAGGUACGUCCUUUCUUGGAGUUUUUGAUGGAAGCAAUGGAAUCUCUGCUGCAGAGACGACGUCUGUGGAACUUCCCGUUUUACUCCUUGACCAGCUUUCUCUUGAAGAUCCCUCCUACCAAGUGAGUGAUGCUGGAAAAGAAUUCAUAGAUUCAUUCUGCACCGUCUUCAGGACAGAUUACAAAGUGAGGGAGAGACUUUUCACUCAAAGGGGUGCCAGAGACAAGAAUGCUUGGCCAGGUGAUUAUGAAUGGAUUCACAGAGCAUAUGCUAAGUCUUUCUGGCGUAUGGACAGGCUUCUACGGCUCGGAAGAAAUGAAGUUUCCAGAGUCUGCUGGAGCAGUUGUACAGCUGCCACCUGUAUAAUAGAAAAUAUAAGCAUCGAAAAGGAAAGCGAACAAGAUGAGGAGGAGAAGAAAACACUUGAAAAGGUAACUGAUGAAGAGGAACAGAACAUCAGACAACAGGAUGAGGAGGAGAUGCCUAAAAGGAUAUUCAUAGCAAAGAAAAAAAGUGACGCAGAGCAGGGAGUGGCUCUGCUUAUAACUAAUAAAGAGAGGGCCAGUGUCACAGAACAGCAGCCAGAGGAGCCACUUGAAGCAACCAACGACAAAAAGGAAAGCAGCACGGUAGAGUCAGAAAACGAUGAGCAGAUUGCCAGUAAUAAGGAUGUGAUUCAGGAAGAGAAUCUGCUUGAAAGCAAGGAACAGCAGCAAGAAGAAUCACUUGAAAGAACAGACAAUCAUGUCAGAGAGCCUGGAGACAAUGUGCAGAUUGCUGAUCAUAUAGAUGGGGGCCAGGAAGAGGGUCUCCUUGAAAACAUGGAAAAGCAGCAAGGUGAGUCACCUGAAACAACAAAUGAUCACUCUGGAGAGCCAGGAGACACUGUGCAUGUUGCUGAUCAUAUAAAUGAGAGCCAGGAAGAGAAUCUCCUUGAAAACAUGGGACAGGAGCAAGGUGAGUUAUCUGAAAGAACAGGUGAUCACACCGGGGAGCCAGGAGACAAUGUGCAUGUUGCCGAUCAUAUAGAUGGGGGCCAGGAAGAGGGUCUGCUUGAAAACAUAGGACAGGAGCAAGGUGAGUUAUCUGAAAGAACAGAUGACCACACCGGGGAGCCAGGAGACAAUGUGCAUGUUGCCGAUCAUAUAGAUGGGGGCCAGGAAGAGGGUCUCAUUGAAAACAUGGAACAGCAGCAAGGAGAGUCUUCUGAAAGAACAAAUGAUCUCACCGGAGAGCCAGGAGACAAUGAGCACAUGGCAGAUAGCAUAGAUGGGAGUCAGGAAGAGGAAGAGCUUGAAGAUGGCAAUAGUUCUACACCGACAGAAGAAAAAUUUGGACUAAUGCAUAUUGCUAAUAUCGGUAACGUUCAUGCUGUUUUAUGCAAAAAUGGGAAAAGCUAUUGGGUUACAAAAGAACACAGCACUUAUUCUAGAGAUGAAAGGAUCCGUGUUCUUAAGAAUGGUGGCUGUAUCAGCAGCAACGAACCCAAAGGACUGAUAGAAGGACUUAUCAAAAGCACUCGUGGCCUUGGCCACCACGGCAAUCCAAAGCUGAAAAAUACUGUUAUUCCUGUACCACAUACAAUCUCCUUUCCUGUUGAUGAUUCAUGCCAAUUUCUUAUUUUAGCUUCUAAUGGACUCUGGGAAGUUCUGGAUAAAAGUGAAGCAGUACUAUUGACAUUAACAAUGUUUUCUGCUUAUCUGGAAAAGUAUCAGUAUCUUCAACUGAAGAAAGCCCGCAUGUCCAAAGGCUCCGAGUUACCUUCGAAUGAUUUGGAAACUGAAUUCUAUUCAUGGUAUUUAAAUAAAGAUUUUUUUCCAGAUAUUGACUUACAAAAUGUAAGGUCCUCAAGUGGCAGUAUGCAAGAACAAGAGAUGAUUCAGUCAGGUUCCUCAGCAGAGCAAGAAGCAGAAGCAGAGGAAGAAGCGGAAGCAGAUGAGGAAGAAGCAGCAGCAGCGGAAGAAGCAGAGGAAGAAUCAGAAGCAGCAGCAGAGGAAGAAGCAGCAGCAGAGGAAGAAGAAGAAGAAGAAGAAGCAGAGGAAGAAGAAGAAGCAGAGGAAGAAGAAGAGGAAGAAUCAGAAGCCACUUUAGACAUUUCUGGAUCAUGGGACUUAAGUGAUGAUACAUCUCAUGAAAGCACAGAUCUACCUCUAACCCCCGAGUUUGCGAUAAAUGUGGAAGAACCUGAACCUGAAAGUUCUGAAUCUUCAGAAAUAUCAGAAGAUUCAGAAAUCAAUUCUAGGACAUUUUAUGCCCUUGCAGCUAAGUAUAUUAGUAAGCACCUUGUAGAAGCUGCACUAAAAGCAGGUUCCAGAGAUAAUAUUACUGUUUUGAUAGCACUCUUAAAUGGAUGUGAUAAAAUACCCACUUAUAUUUAGCAUGUAUAUUGUGCUUAGGAGGAUAGUUCGAGUGAAGGAAAGCUAUAGUACAGUUCAUCCAUUUUAUGAUAAAAGAAACUGCCACAAUAAAUUCACAAAAAUGAGUUAUUUUGUAUCUAAAAAAAGACUGAUUACAAUUAUUUCCUUUUUUUAUACCACUUUAUUCAAACCUGAGCACCUCAAUAUAAAACUAAACACUGGUGAACUGUCAUUUUCCUUGCUAAGCCCAAUUACUGCAAAUUUACAAUCUGCACAUGUAAGUUUCUGCUAGCAGUUCAACAUUUAAAUAGAUUAAAUCAUCUUUUCUGACACUUGGUAGAUUUCAUAUAAUGAAAAUAACUAAAGAAUUAGUGCAAUAUACUGGACAGAUCAAAAUAAAAUGGACUUUGGAAAACAAAGUUGCAGAUUUCAUUACAGACAGACAGUAGUACUUAUGUUACAUGUACAGGAGCAUCAUUUAUUACUGUUCUAGCCAUUAAGGAAGAACUUAAUCCCCUUGAGAUAUGGGGGAAAGAAAUGUUAGCUCUUGAAAGUAACUGUACAUAUUGUAUACUUUUAAGCAACUCUUAAAUAGUACAGAGUAUUAAACAGAUGUAGACUACAAUGCAGUACCCUAUUUACAGUACAUUAAUAUCCCAAUUUAAAAUCAAGUUGAAUGUACAUAAUUGUUAGUGCACUGACUGAUUUUAUUCUUAGGGGAAAGAUAAUUGUGUUAUGGUCAACAGUGAUUAAAACCAAAAUCACGAUAUCUAGUUUUUGUUGGACAUGUCUCAAUAGUUUAUGAUGAGGGAAAUUUUGCAUUAGAUGUUGAAUUCAUUAGCUGUGCCAUUUUGUAAACAGGGAAAAAAAUUGAAUUAAAC
Molecule: messenger RNA, 3965 nt
Organism: Zootoca vivipara (common lizard)
Lineage: Eukaryota; Metazoa; Chordata; Lepidosauria; Squamata; Lacertidae
Gene: PP2D1
Product: protein phosphatase 2C like domain containing 1
Biological process (GO): protein dephosphorylation
Molecular function (GO): protein serine/threonine phosphatase activity
Source: RefSeq, a predicted model, not a curated record